CAGACCCCUCGGGACCCCGGGCGGAUCGCCUGUCCGCAGCACCCCGGGCCGGGGGCACGGCGCUGCCAUCGCUCCGGAUUGCCGCCCGCGGCGGGGGGCGGCGCGGAGAAGCGCCGGGCGCGGUUGGGGGGCGCUCCCAGAGGACGGGGCGCGGCCGUCGGAGGUGGGCGCUGCGCGGCUGCGGGCGCUGCUCCCGCGCGGUGCCGCCCGGUGCCCGCCAUGGCGGAGCGGAGCGCCGAGCCGCUGCCCGCCUGCUUCGCGGGUCUGGGCGCGGGCAGCCCCCGUCCGCGGCAGAAGCGCGGCGGGAUGUUCUGCAGCGUGGAGGACGCCUUCGACAACAAGACGUUGGAUUUCCCCUCGCUCGGCGGCGGCGGUGGCGGCCGGUCCCGUGCCUCCGCGACCCCGUCCGACGGCAACGGCAGCCCCGCGCCGCCGCCGCGCUCUCCGGGAGCCGCCGCCGCGGGAGGGACGCCCGACGGCUGCAGGAAGAGCGAGCAGCUUCUAAUCAAGGGCGGCAAAAUCGUCAACGACGACCAGUCGUUUUAUGCCGACAUAUAUGUGGAAGAUGGGCUAAUAAAACAGAUUGGAGAGAACCUGGCUGUUCCCGGCGGGGUGAGGACGGUGGAUGCCUACGGGCAGCUGGUGGUGCCGGGCGGCAUCGACGUGCACACGCGGCUGCAGAUGGCCGUGAUGGGGAUGGCCUCCGCCGACGACUUCUACCAAGGCACGAGAGCGGCCCUGGCGGGAGGAACCACGAUGAUAAUGGACCACGUGCUGCCCGAGGCCGGGACGAGCCUGCUGGCUGCCUACGAGCAGUGGCGGCAGCGUGCUGACAGCAAGGCGUGCUGCGACUACGCGCUGCACAUCGACAUCCCCCGCUGGCACGAGAGCCUGAAGGAGGAGCUGGAGGCGCUGGUGAAGGACAAGGGUGUGAACUCCUUCCUGGUUUACAUGGCUUACAAGGACAAGCUUCAGUGCACCGAUGCCCAGAUGUAUGAAAUAUUCUGCAUUAUUCGAGACCUGGGGGCCGUAGCCCAAGUGCACGCUGAAAACGGAGACAUCAUCGAAGAGGAGCAGAAGAGGCUGCUGGAGCUUGGGAUCACGGGGCCGGAGGGGCACGUCCUGAGCCGUCCCGAGGAGGUUGAAGCAGAGGCGGUGUACCGUGCAAUUACAAUAGCAAAACAAGCCAACUGCCCCUUGUACGUCACGAAAAUAAUGAGCAAAAGCGCAGCGGAUGUAGUAGCUCAAGCGAAGAGAAAAGGCACUGUGGUGUACGGCGAGCCCAUCACUGCCAGCCUGGGCGCCGACGGCUCGCACUACUGGAGCAAGAACUGGGCCAAGGCCGCGGCCUUCGUCACCUCGCCUCCGCUCAGCCCUGACCCCACCACGCCGGAGCACCUCGCCUCCCUGCUGUCCUGCGGGGACCUGCAGGUGGCAGGCAGCGCUCACUGCACGUUCACCACCGCCCAGAAGGCCGUGGGGAAGGACAACUUCACCCUCAUCCCCGAGGGGACGAAUGGCAUCGAGGAGAGGAUGUCGAUGAUCUGGGAGAAGUGCGUGGUCUCAGGGAAGAUGGAUGAGAACGAUUUUGUGGCGGUGACCAGUACAAAUGCUGCCAAAAUCUUUAACUGCUACCCCAGGAAAGGGCGAAUCGCGGUGGGCUCUGAUGCAGACUUGGUCUUGUGGAACCCCAAGGCUACAAAAAUUAUCUCUGCAAAAACCCACAAUUUGAACGUGGAGUACAACAUCUUUGAAGGCACAGAGUGUCACGGGGCUCCUGCUGUGGUCAUUAGCCAGGGGAAAGUUGUUCUUGAGGACGGGAACCUGUUUGUCACCGAGGGCUCGGGUCGCUUCAUUCCUAGAAAGACGUUCCCCGAUUUUGUUUAUAAAAGAAUAAAGGCAAGGAACAGGCUGGCUGAGGUGCAUGGUGUCCCGCGGGGGCUCUACGAUGGCCCGGUCCACGACGUCGUCCUCAGCACCAAAACUGGGCCCCCCACCGCGGCCUCCAGGAUUGCGGCCUGUGCCGGCAAAGUGCCCGCCGUGCCCGUGCGCAACCUGCACCAGUCAGGGUUCAGCCUGUCCGGUAAGUGCGGGCAGGGGCUGUGCGCGGGGCAGGGCUCGGAGUGGACGUGCCUCAUUUGUUCCAGCUGCUUCAGGGCUGAGUCUCACAGCUCCAUUCUCAGGACCGAGCACGAAAACCACCUCCACCACCCCGUGCAGCCUCCUCACAUCCACCCCAAAUCUCCCCCUUCUAUUUAAAGCCGUUCCCCCUUGUUGUCUUCUUGUCAGACUAUGCUUCUUUUAGAAGCCCCCCAUUAAAUACCAGAAGGCCACGCAGUCAUUUACACUGUACUGUGCUAACACAGCAUCCGAAUCGAUUUAUAGGAAGACGUGGGCUAUUGCCCAAUAGGCCUUACAGUCGCUGCAUGUGCCACCAGGGGCACCUCGUGCGCUUACGCUCUGCUGCUGCUCUCCCCAGGCUCGCAGGCUGAUGACCACGUUGCCCGGCGCACGGCCCAGAAGAUCAUGGCCCCUCCGGGCGGGCGCUCCAACAUCACCUCCCUGUCCUGAUGCUGCUCCCGCGGUGCCGGCACGAAGGGCACGGCUGGUUCCCUCCAGCUCAGGGUGGAAGUGAGGUGUUGGUCAGGUGCCCUGGGCCCCUUCUUCUCUUAGGUAGAAAGUAGAUGAAGCCUGCCCCAGAGGUAGCUCGCCCACCUGUCUGUCUCCCAGUCC
Messenger RNA from Numida meleagris (helmeted guineafowl), 2733 nucleotides. It is a transcript of the gene DPYSL4, whose product is annotated as dihydropyrimidinase like 4. Lineage: Eukaryota; Metazoa; Chordata; Aves; Galliformes; Numididae. The record is from RefSeq and is a predicted model, not a curated record. Gene Ontology annotation, molecular function: hydrolase activity, acting on carbon-nitrogen (but not peptide) bonds, in cyclic amides. The transcript is spliced from 13 exons. Gene Ontology annotation, cellular component: cytosol; cytoplasm. Bases 220 to 2259 code for a protein of 679 amino acids.